Messenger RNA from Schistosoma margrebowiei, 367 nucleotides. The record is from the annotation of a GenBank genome assembly. Lineage: Eukaryota; Metazoa; Platyhelminthes; Trematoda; Strigeidida; Schistosomatidae.
GAAUCAUGAAAGAAUCAACAGUUGAAGGUGGCGGUAUAGACGAUUCGUCUCGUUUGAGAAAGUUAACUACAAUGGAUGAUAGCUGCCCUAGUUGUCGUGUAGUCGGCUCAAUUAUCCCUUUAACCCUGUCUGCUUAUAUAGUGUAUGCGUGUAAAGAUCAAGUCUCCAAGUAUGGUGGUGUAAAAAAAGUGUCAUAUUUGACUAUAUGCACUAGUAUGUCAUUGGGUUUAUUGUACCUUGGAGGGAGUCAGUUGUUCUCUCGAUGGAAUGAAAAACAACCAAUGAAAGCCUCAUAGAUGAAUGUAUAUAACAUUUCGUCUUUUGUAAUGUUAUUUUACUUCGAAAAAAGCGUAGUUUCGUUAUUCAA